Messenger RNA from Penicillium verhagenii, 1998 nucleotides. RefSeq names its product protein adg3 precursor. The coding region runs from base 1 to 1998 and encodes 665 amino acids. The record is from RefSeq and is a predicted model, not a curated record. Lineage: Eukaryota; Fungi; Ascomycota; Eurotiomycetes; Eurotiales; Aspergillaceae. The transcript has a single exon.
AUGAUGCGCCUCUCUUUCCUCCUCGCAUUGGUUGCUUCUACCACGGCUGUUCCUACGCCCGAUCCCAUUCAGAAUAAUGAGGAAGAGCACCGCUUGGAACAUGAACUGGUUGAGCUUCUUUCUGACCUACCCAAAGGACGGACCUUUUGCCGAGAAUUCCUUGACAUUCCUUGCGAUGUGAUUUCUACCACUGAAUGGAGAACUGUGACAGUCGUGGAGCCUACCAGCACCAUAACUGACUCGAUCACAUCCAAAGUUACUUCCACUCCCCGAGCAGAGACUGCCUACGUGACCAUCACCAGCACUGAUCACUCUGUAUCGACCCUCACCGAUGUCCACACAGUACAUGUUACCGAUGUGGUCGCGACCGUGCAUCUGACUGAUUCUGUCACUGAGACCAUCGUGACAGACUUGACUAGCAUGACAACGGACACAUUCACUCUUUCGACCACUGCCACGGUUACGGAUAUCACCACAGAAACCAUCACCCAAUCCUUCACGAACACCGCCACUGAGUACUCAACAAUCUAUGCGACAGACUCUAUUUUCAACACCGCGACGGAUAUUUCCACUCAGUUUUACACCAACUACUAUACCGAGACCGAUGUUGUAUCCUUGACGGAAACUGUAUUUGCUACAGACACUCAGGAUAUCACCACAACUCAAACCUCUGUCCCUACUACCACACAAACCGACCAGGAAACCGUUACCGACAUGGCUACCUCGACCAGCAUAUCCUCUGUCACUUCGACGACGACCACUGUCCUCACUGAUGAAAUAACUGCGACAACUACCACCCUUGUAUCUGCCGCUAAGCGCGAAGUCACGGAACCCACCAAAGUUUCUGCACCCGAGGUCUUGGUCGUCUAUUCACACGAAAGAUUGUCCCGUGCGUGUCACAAGCUGGAUCUUAAGCCAGAGACAUCCACGAAGUUCUUCACCGCGACCGAAACAAAGACCACCUACCCCACUGCUGCUGGAGGCGCCCGGGCUGUUAUUACUAAAUUCAUCACCAUCUGGGAGACCAUCACUGCCCCCACCCCCAAACACACAGUGACCCGGACCGAUAUCACGACAAAACAUGCCACCACAACUCUACAUGUUCUGUCCACAAAGCAGACAGAUGUUUCAUUGACUACAACAGACACCGUUACAGUCACCGCCACAGUAGAUGAUAUCACUACGGUGACUGAUUCCACCACCGUCGACGUCACUGCUUGGGCAACAACUGUCUUGACUGAAGAUGUCACAACAGACCAGACUUUGACCGCAACCACCGAGCUCUCCACCACCCUCACAAAUACCGCGACCUUCACAGUCACUCAGGAUGAAACUACCGCCGUUACCGCAGACGUCACUUCUUCCACCACGCAGUCGACUACUCUGGACGUCACAGACGUUCUGACUGUCACCUCCACCUCAUCCGUGACCGUGACUGUGCCAACCACCGUUGAAACAACAGUCACCAGCACCGUCUCUGUCACCGAUGUGGCAGUGGUCACUUCCGAGAUAGAUGUCACAGCUACGCAAACAUCAUCAACAACCACAACCACUACCGUGACCGCAACUGCGACCUGUGGAGUGAAUCUCGUGCAGAAUGGAAAUUUUGCUACUGGAUCUUUUGCCGACUGGACAACCUCAGGAAGUGGGAGCACAGUCGAGUUUCUCAGUGGGUCAGCAAUUGGUGAGACCUACAUGUUCUAUUAUGUUGGAGUCAGUCCGGCGACAUACACGAUCUCUCAGUCGGUGGCCACUGUCGCGGGAACUACAUACACCGUGUCGUUUUGGUGGAGAGAUGGAACUACAACCGCGUCAUUGAUUGUGUCACUUGGAUCCACCAGUGAAACUUACAAGGAGACAUCGAAUAAUCUUGCCGUCUGGACAAAAGAAUCAUUCACCUACGAGGCUACUUCCUCGUCUUCGGAGCUUGUGUUUGAGGUUGUCCCAGGCACUUCUUCGGUAGGGUUCCAGUUCGGUGCGAUCAGCGUUGAAUGUUAA